Molecule: messenger RNA, 666 nt
Organism: Aspergillus alliaceus
Lineage: Eukaryota; Fungi; Ascomycota; Eurotiomycetes; Eurotiales; Aspergillaceae
Exons: 3
Coding region: 133-294 (53 amino acids)
Source: RefSeq, a predicted model, not a curated record
GUUCACUUAAGCCUACCGCGUUUGUGACCGGGUUGUCCAUGGUAACAUCAUAAUAGGAUACCUCUAACCGUUCCGUCCGAUGUGUGCUCGGCAUUGCUGAUCCGAGCAGCUUCCAAGACCCGAAGUCCGACGAUGAGUAAAAUAGAAACCGAUCUAAGGUUAGAGAUGGUAGUGUUCUGCAUAUAUGUUGCUUAUAUCCCUCCCUUUGUAUCUUUCCUCCCUGGUUUCCGCUCUUGUCUUCACCCUGUCAUACUUCAUUUUAAAAGGCAAAAUUGUAUUCGAUGUUCUUGCUGAUUGAAAAGUACCAAAAUGCCAAACGCAACGGCCGUUGAAAUCCAAAUUUCACUCCAGGACACCUGCCAUUCUUAUAUAUCUGGAGUUGAUACUUCCUACGGGUAUAUACCGUCUCAAGCGGCGGGCAUUGUAUUCACGGCGCUUUUCGCUGUAACAACAUCCGGCCAUGUCGCACAAGCAGCAUGGACAAGGGCAUGGUGGUGUUUUUUAUUUGCUAUUGGAUCUAUAAUCGAAACGCUGGGCUGGGCUGCACGAAUAUGGUCUGCUGAAUGCCCUUAUGCAAACACGCCUUUUCUAAUUCAAAUUGUGACCUUGAUUAUUGCGCCCACAUUUUAUACAGCCGGUCUCUAUGUCCUUCUUGGGAGCUUUAUC